AGGAUGUCUGGCCGUGGCAAAGGAGGAAAAGGCUUAGGGAAGGGAGGCGCUAAGAGGCACCGUAAGGUCCUUCGCGACAACAUUCAGGGCAUCACGAAGCCCGCCAUUCGCCGCUUGGCUCGCCGUGGGGGAGUGAAGCGUAUCUCCGGGCUCAUCUAUGAAGAGACUCGAGGCGUCUUAAAGGUCUUCUUGGAGAACGUUAUCCGGGAUGCGGUUACCUACACCGAACAUGCCAAGAGAAAGACGGUGACUGCCAUGGAUGUCGUUUAUGCUUUGAAACGCCAAGGCCGCACCUUGUAUGGUUUUGGUGGUUAG
This is a messenger RNA of Protobothrops mucrosquamatus (brown spotted pit viper), 315 nucleotides long. RefSeq names its product histone H4. The coding region runs from base 4 to 315 and encodes 103 amino acids. Gene Ontology annotation, cellular component: nucleosome. Gene Ontology annotation, molecular function: protein heterodimerization activity; structural constituent of chromatin; DNA binding. The record is from RefSeq and is a predicted model, not a curated record. Gene Ontology annotation, biological process: nucleosome assembly. Lineage: Eukaryota; Metazoa; Chordata; Lepidosauria; Squamata; Viperidae. The transcript has a single exon.